AUGUCUCUCCCGGGCUUGGAUGAGUCUGUUAUGCCUACUGUUCAUGUGGAAACGAUGAAUCCUGCUCGGGCUCAGAUGCUCGCCAACGCCGCCCAAGAAGAAUUGACAAAUCCAGCAUCCCCUAUUAAGAUCGAAGACCCUUCUUUGUCUGCUUUCUGCAUGACUGGUGCCAACCGUAGCGUCUUGGGUGAUGCAUCUCUGCGCGCCUCCCGGGGCUCGCAGAUAUCUCAAGGUUCGCCAAUGGCUUCCAACUCCAACCUCGCUACACCUGGACGAGGUUUGAGAGAGUCCAUGCCGCCUACAGGCGGCUCUGUAAAGCGGCCCGCCAGUGUUUUGGUGGACGAGGCGAAGGGGAACAAGAAGAAAAAGCAGAAGACAGAUGAGUUCUAUACCCAGAUUCAAUCCCUUGGUCAUGCUCCGCGGCCAGACGAAAACACACGGUACUUGACAUCACUCCUUCGCAACCGAACUUUGACUCUCUGCUUGCAGUCUGCUGCCAAAAAGGGAGGUACUCUCAACAAGCCAAAGACAUACGACUUUCGUAUUUCCCAAGCCGGUCUGGUCCAGCAUGAGAAACUAUCAACCCAGGGCUACACCCGAGCUCUCCCUUUAUCCUUGCAUGAUAAAGGCGUAGAUGGUGCCGGAAGAGCCAUCUCUAGUACCAUAGUUGGCGAACUGCUCGAGGAUGUCUGGCCCAGGCUGAACAAGAACGAGAAGUAUGGGUACGCCCGACAACUGCGUAAUAUAAUCCGCAAGAUCCGACAAGGAAGUAGAGCUGGUCCAGACGCUACUUUGGGAUCGGUCGAAUCAGGACAGUACAGCUUGCUGCAGGACAAGCAUCCAGACCACACGUACUAUGCUAUUCGUAAAGAUCCCAAACAGAAGCAGUUCAUGGCACUGCUUAUGUCAACCCUUUAUGAAACAGUUCCCAAGCCGGUGGCUAAAGCUUUGGUAUCGCAGUUUCGAGUCGAUUAUCCGGUGGUACUCACACAUGGGGCUAUAUGCCCUAGAAACAUUGUCGUCUCCAACAACACCAUCGCAUGGAUCCUUGGUUGGGAUUGCGCAGGAUUGUAUCCAGCUUGGUGGGAGUAUGUGCGCUUCUUCGAAGCAAGAACCAUCGAGGAAAACAGUGAUUGGUACGAUUAUGCAACUGACAUAUUCGAGGAUGAGUUUCCGGGAGAGCUGGCGGCCUAUCAGGGCAUAGCCAGGUGUCAGCAACCUUGA
Messenger RNA from Fusarium sp. VM40, 1224 nucleotides. The record is from the annotation of a GenBank genome assembly. Lineage: Eukaryota; Fungi; Ascomycota; Sordariomycetes; Hypocreales; Nectriaceae.